AUGAUCGGCAACUCUCAGCUUUUUCUUCUUAGGCUCGAGGGCACUGAAGUCACCCUUCCCAGCUCCGACUCACUCAACAUCCGCGGCGACACAUGGGUGAUUGAUAAGAAGCUCAACGAAGUCUCUUGCAUGACCACGCGCGAGGACCUUGACUCAGGUCGGACUGUGCCAUCUUAUACGAUGGGAAAGUUCUUGUGCCACAGGGUGGGAGCCCUCGCCGAGUCCGCCUUUAUGAGAAUCUACUCCCAAGUCCCGAUUGAAGAUACCCAGUUCCUAAGCUCUGAAGUUCGAGCUCAACAAGCAGUUCCUUCUUACCAGCACAGUGAGAUUAUGGCAUUGAAAAGGUUUAAGGAAGGUGGCUGCACAGUUGUGCCCGAGCUUCUUGGGUACAGCGAAACUGUUCAAGGCAAGGAUGGACUCAUGCCUAGAGGGUACAUCACGUACCUCGUGUGGGACAAAGUCCCAGGGCAGUCGUUGUCAAGAGAACUCUUCUGGUCAUUUAACAAACCCAAGCGAGAUCUCAUUCGUCGAAAGUUUCGAGUCGCUCAUGAGGCUUUGACAUCCUUCGGCUACCUGUCAAUAAUAAAAACCCCAGCUAAGCUUAUUUGGGACCAGGGUUCCUCCCAGCUACACAUCUCUGGGUUCUCGACAGCGAUCAAAGUCGACCCUACCAAGGAAUGGAAUGAUGACGUUUUCGCGAUGUAUCAGCUGGUGAAGCGACCCAAGAUUGGCUGGGAGGAUAUCGCCCGAUGGGAGAGGUGA
Molecule: messenger RNA, 762 nt
Organism: Penicillium crustosum
Lineage: Eukaryota; Fungi; Ascomycota; Eurotiomycetes; Eurotiales; Aspergillaceae
Exons: 2
Coding region: 1-762 (253 amino acids)
Source: RefSeq, a predicted model, not a curated record